CCCCCGCCCGGCGGCGGCCGGCCCGCGGCCGCCCCGCAGCGCCCCGCCGCCCCGGGAGCGCCGACGAGCAGGAAGGGCCCGAGAGUUUUAGCGGUUGGACAUCCAUUUGCAGUUGUAGAAGUGUCAAGGCUGUGCUUGCUGCAUCCUUCGGUGGGACCUACCAGCUUGCCGAAUCGCCUGCUGCGGGGCCUCUGCAGAUGGUGCAGUGCUGUGCUUCUACAAAAGUUUUUUUGGAUGGGGCUCAGCACGGUGAAGCUUCGGACGCCCUCGGCAAUGGAGCAGCCUGUCCAGGGAAGACGGCAAGGGGUUGCGGUCUGACCUGCACAGCUGGGCAAUGAAGCUGAACGAGCGGAGCGUGGCCCACUAUGCCACCUGCGACUCGCCCGCCGACCAUGCUGGCUUCCUCCGCAAGCGGGUGGAGCGGCACCACCACCAUGCGCACCACCAUGGCACCUCCUACCAGCGCCGCUGGUUCGUCCUCAAGGGCAACCUCCUCUUCUACUUCGAGGAGCGGGAAAGCCGGGAGCCCUUGGGGCUGGUGGUGCUGGAGGGCUGCACCGUGGAGCUGUGUGAGGCUGCCGAGGAGUUCGCCUUUGCCAUCCGCUUCGAUGAUGCCGGCGCCAGGGCUUACGUGCUGGUGGCCGAUGGGCAGGCUGCCAUGGAGGCCUGGGUGAAGGCGCUCUCGCGGGCCAGCUUCGACUACAUGCGGCUGGUGGUGAGGGAGCUGGAGAAGCAGCUGGAGGAGGCCUGCAAGAGCUUGGCCGCUUGUCGCAAGUCUCCACGGAGGUCCUCUUCCUCCGGCAGGAAGAGGCACCUCUCCAACCCCGCCUUGCUGCCUCUCCCAGAGAAGCCCGCUGUCCUGGAGAACGGUUACUCCACAUGGGGUAGUGGUGGUGGCGUCCCCAGCGGGGCCACCUGCCCCGACCGUGAUGGGGGGCACAUGAAGCCCCCACCCCUGCCUCCGCGUUGGCGAUCGGCCACCAGCAGCGCCACAGGGUCCCCGGUGCCUGGCCUCUCACCGGCCAUGCUGGAGAGCCCAGUGUCACUGGAGAUGGCCUGCUUCUCCAAGCUGCACAGCUGGUACGGGCAGGAGAUCGCGGCGCUGAGACGGGAGUGGCAGGAGAGGCAGAAGAGGGGACACCCGUGACUGGGGGUGCAGGCCACCACCCAGCCGAUGCCCAGCAGCUUGUCUCCCACAUGGGAAGAGUGAAGAGAGGGACGCUGCUUUCCCUCUGCCCUGGUCGAUGGCUGAGUGUGCGGUGCAUGUGUGCUUCACGGGGCAUCUGGGAGGGACCUGGGUCUUCCCCAAACCUCACAUUUCAUUUCCAUGAGGCUUUAUACAGCUGGAGAGUGUGUAGUAUCAGGGGAGCUGCCUUUGAACUCUCCUCUGCUAGUGAUACGAGGUGUGAAGGGGGCCCCAACUGGCAUGUAUGCAACGAAUCUCAACCAACAGGCUUGGCCCCUCACCGUCCUGGCGUGGUGGAUGCUCUGGGUGCUUCAUCUCCCACCUCUCCUUCACCACUUCUUUUUGGUUUUGUUUCUCAGUGUGGAAGUUUGCACAGGUCAGCAUUUAUUAGUGUCUGUGGUCUUGUGCCGAAGUCCUUCUGCUUUGCUCCUUCGCCGCAGAUAAGGCUGGGCUCUUACAAAAUGCCUUUGAUGGGCCAUUGGCCCUGGCGGGUGCCUCCAGCCUUGUGCCUCUCUCACCACAGAACACAUGUGAGCUGCCAUGGCUGUGGCUGGCCCAGCAGCCAGGGCAAUGAGGACUGGGCUCUCAUAUAGUUUUUUUUUAUCUGCACUAACCCUCCUCCCUGCAAAAUCCCUCAUGAUGUGGUUUUCAUGGGCUUGCAUCCGUCUCCUUGGGUGCCUGAGCUCAGCAGCAAGGCUGAAAUGGAGACACUGAGCCUGGUCUGAAGCAACAGCGAGGACCAGGAGCUCCCCAAGGCUGAUCUGGACUCUGCUGUGCAGUAGCCAAGCCUGUUAAUGUCUCCAGCAUAAGCAUUCCGUGUUCCAAAACAGGGACACUAAAGCCUCUUUGCCUUGCCAGAAGUUAAUUUAUCAGCCUCUGCACAGACUGUAGCUCCUGCAAAGUACCAUAUAGGGCUCCUGUUGUGGCAGAGCUGCGCAGUCAGAGGAGAGGCUGUGGAGGAGUGGGGAGGAGGAGAGGGCUGGCCCCAGGAGGAGAAGUGAAGAUGGAGUGAGUUACAGGUUGCACCGACUGACUGUGUGUCAGCAGUCGGCAGGCUUGCCCCUCUAGCGUCAAAGCCGUAUUGCUGCCUUCUACCAAAGCCGGCACCUGACCUGCCUCUGAUUUUGUCAGCAUCACUCAGCUGCUCUCUGGAGCAUGUCCCAUCCUCCUGGCGGGUGAGGAGGGCUGCAGGGAAGCACGCCUGUCACCUCACUACAGAAACAGACUUGUGCUUUGCCAGUAGGUCAGAAACCUUGUUCAUGAGGCAGAUGGUAUAAGUAGGUGGGUGCUGAGUCCUGGGGCUGCAGCACCCCGGAGAUGGGGUUGAUAAAUCUUCUCCCAUAUCCUCUUGGCAAGGGCUGUUUUUCAAAGCAGAAAAAAAUACGCGAAGCAGCCUGGUGCUUCCUGUCUAACAGUGUUAAACCUGUUUUUAUGGCCUUGUUUUAUUAAGGAGCCUUGCUAGGAAAGCAAGAGGCUAUUCCAGGUCAUGACUGGUAGGAACCUAUUUGCCUUUCUGGAGUUAAACGCACUCAGCUUAAUAUUUUACAAUAGCCAUUAGAGAUUGUAAAUGCAGAAAUCAAAUGACUUCCAUUAACUUUUGGUGCCUUUACAAAUAUAUCUCUGGUAGCUGUGGAUGAUGAGCUUCCAGCCUCCUGCCUAAUUAUGGCUCAAUGGUAUACUAGAGGAAAUCAGAUCUUAAAUCAGAUAUUACAAAUAUGGCUUUGGGCAGUGGGAGUGUAACCUUCACAUACAAGCGAUGCAAUCCAGUUAUCUCCAGUUAGUGUCUGCAUUUCCUCACAGUAGGGCUCUUUGAGUUUGGGAGGAUUAUUUUUAUUCUGCUUAUAAGUGAAAACAGUUCAGAAGAACAAGGAGGAGGUGGCCACAGCUGUCAGCAGCCCAGCUGGAUGGACUUACAGGCCAGCUCUGCGUCCCUACCUGCUGCUUAAAUAGUUCAGUGCUGCAGCAUUCCUGGCUGGGAACCUGUCCCCUUCCCCAUGGCAGGGCAGCAGCAUCAGGGGAUGGCACCACCUGGUGCUUCCUUGCUCUGAGUGGGGCCAGGGUCAGAUUUGGCAAGCAUUUUUCUGUUGGUUUGUUGGUUUUUGUUGUUGUUGUUUUUUAAUGUAGUACAGAGAGAAGAAUAUUCCUGAUGUCUCAGGCUUACAGAAGGCAGUUUGAUGGUAAAGGUUUAACUUCCAAAAUAAAUCAAAAUGGAAUGGCAGUUUCUACAUGAGACCCAAGAAUCAGGAGUAACUUGAAAGGGGAAAUUAAUUAACAAAGCCAGUUCUGUCAGAAAUGGAAUUGAAACAAUAUUAUUCAUUUAAGGGCAGUUUCACUUUUAAUAAGCUUAGUUUGCUUUAAUAAGCCAGGAUUGUGCUAGUAACACUACUAGAGAGCUUAUAUUUAAUACUUUAAGCUGUCCCAUUCAAAUGGCACAAUUUCCACACUACCUGCUUUUGCAUUAGUACAUAUCUCAACUCAAUCCUAAAUCCUGCAAAUGAGGAGCUGCGCUCUGCUUUCUGCCUGAUCACAUUUGGAAUAAUUUUGUGUUUUAUUCUCCAGUGCUGAGAAAAUGGUUGAAUCCUGAACAGUCUUUUUGCUGGGCCCAGCUGUCCAUGCCUGGGCUGUUCUAGGUCUCCAAAGCACUGCAUGACUUAGAAUGCACUUGGUCAGGGCCUCCUCACCAUCCCACUCAGAAAGCAGGGAUAGCCCUUUCAUGAGUAAAAAGAACCAUAAUUGGAGCCAUGCCCAAAAUUAUACUGGAGUACAGAUUUUUUUUUAGUGACCACUGAUGCUUGCUCCUCCAUUAGGCAGGAAGCACCUGGUUGCUCUGCCACCUCCUCUGACAUGGAGGUUAUCAAACCAGCUCGGCUGAGGAUCAGCUGUGCUGGCAGUGCCUUUGAAGCAGCCCCGGGCCAGAAGGUCUGGAUUUCAGCUUCCUGAGAUUGCACAUGCAUCUGCCUAAUGGAGCAGCCUCCCUGUCUGCAGGCAGAGAUCAUGACAGGGGAAGCAGAGAAUUUUCAUUGUCCCCUACAGCAAAGUGAGACUGAUUGCCACGCAGUUUCUUUGGUCAUUCAGGUUUGGACUGUUUCACCUCCUGCCUUCACUUUCCCUUAUUAUUUUUUAAAAAAGAAAGUAUCUGGGCAGCACAAAACAGGUUCCCUAGGAAAAGGUGGGGGCUGAACACUAAAGAUGAAUGGCUGCUUUUUUUAAAGUACUGAAGUCAAGUCCUUUUUAAGAGUUUUUCUUUAGCAUAAUAAUGCUAAAGAGAUGAGAGGAAAAUGCUUGAAUCUGAAUGCUUGUAUUUAAAAAGAAAUUGAAGACUGAAAGAGGGAGGGAGAUUCUGACAUGGCCUUUGUAUGCUGUGCCAAGGACUCCCAAUCCUGCUAAAAUAGUUGAUGAAAUCCUUGUAUUUUUCUGAGGCUGGGAUUUCCGAGUGAGGCCCAUAAUGUGGUGUUUUACUUCUGUACAUUCAUCUUUUUAUAAAACAACUGCAGUGAUGUUCUCCACUGAAUACAGGUCCUAGCGAUAAGAGUAACCUAAAAAUUUUACUUGUGGCCACAGCCACAAGUUACUGUGGACAUAACAGACACUUUCUGUUACAGUAGCUACCGCAUUACUAGUUUGGGGGUGGGUGACCCCCCCAGUCUUACUCCUCUCAGCUGCCUUUGCAGAGAAACUUUAAUAGCCUCCAUUGAAGCCCACGGGGAACGUGUGGCGUUCCUGUGUCAGUGGCAUCUUUCACCAGCACCGAGCAAGCUUUAUAAUCUGCACAAUUACCAAGCAACACUACGAGCAACCUGUGGAAACACUCCCGCCUUUUGAAGUGCUUCUAUUUGAGGUACAUGUGUUGUUUUUUUUUUUUAAAGAGGCGGUUUUGCAUGCGCCUUUGUUUUACACGCGGAACCUGUAUGAUGCAUUUCAAGACAUUGUUAACGUUUGUAUUUUAUUGCCGUGAAGCCAAAUAAAGCGUUGUGGUUUGUA
Messenger RNA from Phalacrocorax carbo (great cormorant), 5167 nucleotides. The record is from RefSeq and is a predicted model, not a curated record. Lineage: Eukaryota; Metazoa; Chordata; Aves; Suliformes; Phalacrocoracidae.